CUCUCUGCAGGCAGCAGGCAGGCAGCAGUGUUCGGUGUUAGGGGAGAGUUGGAGGAGGAUGACACUCACACACUGACUGACUGCAGGGAUCUGAGGAAGACUAACCUGGAGAAAACCAGGACAAACUAAGGCUGACGGUGUGAUAAACGUGGGCUAAACCAGGCUAAGUCAAAGAAGCAAGCAGGAUCUUUUCCAUAUAGCCUUGUUGAUCCAAAAUCAUAGAAGCAAUGACAGUGCGGGGUGGGCAGCCGCCCUCUGCCCUGUGUGCGUGGGUGGUACUGCUCCUAUUGGUGGUCUCAGGUGAACCCUACCGGACCCCCUACGACCAGGAACAAGACCAGAACAGAGACAGGGACAGUGAGACAACAGACCUCAGGACAGACCCCAGGACAAAUACCAAGGUCUACCACAGAGAUGUCAGUGAAGUGAGGGGUAAAGACUGUCGGCGGUGUUGUGACCCUGGAGAGCAGCCCCCUCCUCAUUAUUCCAACCCCCACUACCCACAACAGUACCAAGCGGUGCCACAGAUCAACAUCACCAUCCUCAAAGGUGAGAAGGGGGACAGUGGCCAGCGAGGACCGUACGGUAAAUCCGGUAAGUCUGGCCAAUCCGGUCCCCGGGGGCCCAACGGCAUCAGGGGCACCAAAGGGAGCAUAGGGACCCCGGGUGAACCCUGCAAGGCCCAGUACGCUGCUUUCUCCGUGGGCCGCAAGAAGGCCAUCCACUCCAACGACUACUACCAGACCUUAGUGUUCGACACCGAGCUCGUCAACCUCUACGGCCACUUCAACAUGUUCACCGGCAAGUUCUACUGCUACGUGCCAGGGGUCUACUACUUCAGCCUGAACGUGCACACGUGGAACCAGAAGGAGACGUAUGUGCACGUUAUGCAUAACGAGAGGGAGGUGGUGAUCCUGUACGCUCAGCCCAGUGACCGGAGUAUCAUGCAGAGCCAGAGCCUGAUGCUAGAGCUGGAGAGAGAGGACCAGGUGUGGGUCAGGCUGUUCAAAGGGGAGAGAGAGAACGCCAUCUUCAGCGAUGACUUUGAUACCUACGUCACUUUCAAUGGACACCUCAUCAAGCCAAAGAGCGAGGGGUAGGAGGAGGGGGACGGAUGCGUCUAUGUCCCAGGUGGCACCCUUUUCCAUAUAUAGUGCACUACUUUUGAGCAGAGCCAUAUGGGCCCUGGUCAAAAGUAGUGUACUAUAUAGGGGAGAACAGGGUGCUAUUUGAGAUGUAGACAGGGUUGUGGGCUUGUGUGAUAUUAUGGACACGUGUGAAACGAGAUGGAGACACAAUCAGAAGAGUGAUUGGUUCACAGUUCAUAGUAGAAUAUCUCCUUAAUAUUCUUAUUGUGUCUUUUAAUAAAUGUAUUUUAUAUAACAUAAUCCAGAUAGCAAAAUAUAUAUUUUGAGAAGUAAACCAAGCCAAGUCUUAAUCUAGCAAAAACAUGUUGCCCACACAGUCCAAUAAAGAUUGAGGAUCUUUUGGA
Molecule: messenger RNA, 1492 nt
Organism: Oncorhynchus gorbuscha (pink salmon)
Lineage: Eukaryota; Metazoa; Chordata; Actinopteri; Salmoniformes; Salmonidae
Gene: c1qtnf1
Product: C1q and TNF related 1
Exons: 4
Coding region: 228-1100 (290 amino acids)
Molecular function (GO): protein binding
Source: RefSeq, a predicted model, not a curated record